AUGGAAAAAAUAUUUUUGAUUAUUUCUGGUACUUUGGGUGAAAAUGUUAUUCCGCGUAUUCAUCAUCUGUCGCAAAUCGAAUCUAUUUAUAUAUUUUGUUUCGACCAAGACAAACAUAAAUUAUGGACUCAAAAGUAUAAUAAAGUUAAAGGUGUAUAUUCGGAUAUAGAACCAAUUUGUGAUGAAUUAAAGAAAACUAUUUCUCAAUGUUCAAAUGAUUUAGUUCCAAUGGACAUUAUCAAAUUUGAGUCAAAUUCAAAUCAACAAAAAUCAGUUCACGAAUUGAAUAAACAAGAAGCAUCUUUCAUGUAUUUUCAACUUUUAAAACAACUUUUACUUCGUAUGGAAUAUUCUAAAGAUGUUAGAGACGAAAUGAUCGAAGAAUGUCGUUUACAUUAUGCCGAUAAUCAGACACAGUUAAAAUACAUUAAUGAGUUUCAUUGUAAUUAUAAUCCAAGUGAAGCUUUGCGAUGGUAUUCUCGUGAAUGUUUUCUCUAUCAAAUUUUGAAUAAAGCUUGCCGUACACAAGACAUUGAUAGACUUUACAAAUUUCGAUUCUUCAUCAAAGAUCUUCAUAAUCAAUUAAAACAGUUACAGACAGAAUUUUUUGAAUUAGUAUCCGAUAUGGGAACAAGACUGACUGUUUAUCGUGGACAAAAUAUGAGUCGUAAUGAAUUCGAAAAAAAAUUGAAGAAUAAUGUUAACGGUCUUCUAUCAGUGAACACAUUUUGGUCAACAACAUUGUAUAGAGAACUAGCCGAAGGUUAUGCACUGAAUGGAUCAGAUAUGGAAUCUGUUUUAUUUCAAAUAAGUAUUGAUGGAA
This is a messenger RNA of Rotaria sp. Silwood2, 823 nucleotides long. The record is from the annotation of a GenBank genome assembly. NCBI's taxonomy places the organism in Eukaryota, Metazoa, Rotifera, Eurotatoria, Philodinida, Philodinidae.